Molecule: messenger RNA, 1842 nt
Organism: Trichoderma virens Gv29-8
Lineage: Eukaryota; Fungi; Ascomycota; Sordariomycetes; Hypocreales; Hypocreaceae
Exons: 1
Coding region: 463-1560 (365 amino acids)
Source: RefSeq, a predicted model, not a curated record
CUUUUGUCUCUCCCCCUCACGCGAGCAAACCCUUGUUUCACUCCUCCUCCUAUUGCCGCUGUCAUUAAUCUUACUGUUCCUGAGACUCUCGUCACAUUCAACCCUGUCCCUGUUUCACUCCGCUCUGGAACAGUCGCCAUUCCUUCGACAUCGGCUGAUCUCCCCAAGCGAAACCGGUCCGCCAAUCAGUCCAAUCAAUAUCAUGGCCUUUGCGUUUGGUGCAAUCUAGAGGGUGGUUCAUCUCGAGUACUGUCACCUCGCCAUGGAACCACCCUCGACGAGGCUCCUCGUUCCUUUGUGAUUGAUUGACUGACUCUACCCGUCCUAUUUAACCGCCGGUGUGGCAUGCGCGCAAGACCAAGAUUGGGAAAUACUACAGAAUAACGACUCUGUUUGCACCACUGUUCUUCGCUCCUCGAGAUUGGAAACCGACAUAACAUCUCCUCGUUUCAUCAUUUCACCAUGUCCGAGCAUCCUUCCAAGAGUACUGGUCGACGACCAUCUCUUACCAAGCCUCCUCCGCCGGCAGCGCCGAGAAAGGCCCAGGCCACGGCCAAGAAGUCGCAAGUAGCGGCGCAUAAGUCGCACGUUAUAAUGGGCAAGCCGCAAGCUACGAUGCAGAAGCCUCAGGCGCUGGCAACAAGCCCCCAGUCGCCAGAACAGGAUCUUCAACCGCCGGAGCAAGAGCCACAAGCGCCUGCUCCCGGCAGCAUCGACGAUGAAAUCAACAAUAUAUCAAUUGCUUCUCUUACUCUCGACACCCCAUUGAUCCCGCUCCGGAAGAAGGCGCCGCGUGUUCCUGCAACGCCGUUCCACUUCCUUUCCUUGCCCUCGGAGCUGCGCGUCAAGAUAUACGAAUACUACUUCGAAGACGACGGCGAGGUCCUGGACCUGUCUCCCGAAAACUACAAGCGCAUCCACAAGAAGCUCGGCCUCAUGCGCGUCUGCAGGCUGCUCCAUGAAGAGGCAACGUACUACUACUACGGCACCCGGACCUUUCGCCUCUUCCCCACGUAUCCGGGCAAGUACUUUAAGAGCAAGCGGCCCUUGCUCGCCCGCCUCAAGCCCCGCCAGCGCGAAUGCCUCACGACCCUGGAAUUGCGCCUCGGGCCUGGGUGGAAUGCGCCACCCAAAGGGUGGGCUGUCAACGAUGCGCUCGGGCUAAAGGACUGCAUCAAUGUGCACAAGCUCAAGGUCCUUGUGGAAUGCGACCCCAGCGACGGCAUCUUCAAGGGUUUCCGUCGCUCCGAGGGCUUCUACGAGGCCUUUAGUCGCACUCUUCUUGGCAACGUCAUUGCUUCGUUGCCGGCCGUAAGCACGGUCGAGUUCGACGCCUGGUCCAGCGUCAAGAAGAAGGGCAACAUGAUGUCCGGCCUCAUCAAGGUCGCUGCCGAAGCCAAUGGCGUGACGAUCCGAUGGGGGCCCGAGCGUGGCUGGACUGACGCGGAUGAGGAAGAGGAAUUAACGGCGACUGUUGCCGGGCCUGAUCCGAAUAGACCUCUUGAGAGCGUUCCGAUCCAGGGGUUCGGAAACUCGCACAACAUCAUGGUUGUGGCGUAAUACAUACAGCAUGGAUUGGCAUGGAGCAAUGGGAAUGGGAUUUUUUGUGUACGACACCUUGUGGAAUGACUUUGACGAUGGAUCCGACUGAUUGGACUUGGCGCUUUUUUUUUAACUCUUAUUUUUAUUUUUGUUAAAUUUUUUUUUUUCUUCAACCCUUAUUUCAUGUUGGCUCUUGUUUUACAACUUCAGAGCUCCAAUGUCAGCACUCCUUUUCUCUAUCUCUGCAUAGGUAGCUCAAACAUGCCGCUCUUUCUAUAGGCAAAUUACUACUCCUGAAAC